Molecule: messenger RNA, 5182 nt
Organism: Diceros bicornis minor
Lineage: Eukaryota; Metazoa; Chordata; Mammalia; Perissodactyla; Rhinocerotidae
Gene: INKA2
Product: inka box actin regulator 2
Exons: 2
Coding region: 178-1056 (292 amino acids)
Cellular component (GO): nucleus
Molecular function (GO): protein kinase binding; protein serine/threonine kinase inhibitor activity
Source: RefSeq, a predicted model, not a curated record
AGCAGCCGGGGAAGCAGCUCCAAGUCCGGGCCUCGGAGCAGAGGCUCGGUCGGCGCUGCGAGAGACGCGGCGCGCAGGGGCCGGGAGCGCAGUUUCAGUGGGGCGGGUGUUCCCACCCCGGACUCUCCCGUGGAGCGGAGCCCGGCAAAUGGGCGCCUGAGGAGACAGAGCAGGGAAAUGGACUGCUAUUUGCGCCGCCUCAAACAGGAGCUGAUGUCCAUGAAGGAAGUGGGUGAUGGCUUGCAGGAUCAGAUGAACUGCAUGAUGGGGGCGCUGCAGGAACUGAAGCUCCUACAGGUGCAGACAGCACUGGAACGGCUGGAGAUCUCUGGAGGGGGGCCUGCUCCAGGCUGCCCUGAAAGCCCCUGGACACAGCCGGAAACCCCUCGAUGGGAGGGUGGCAGAGGUCCUGCCCGGCCUGUGGCUUGCUCCCCCUCCAGCCAACCUCCUCUUGGCAGCAGCACCAAGUUUCCAUCCCGUAGGAGUGUGUGGGGGAGGGAUCUGGCCCCCCUGCCCGGGACUCAGCUGCCAGAGCACCAAAGCCGUGCCCAGCAGGGGCCAGAGCUGGUAGAACCUGAUGACUGGACCUCCACACUGAUGUCCCGGGGCCGGAAUCGACAGCCCCUGGUGUUAGGUGACAACGUGUUUGCGGACCUGGUGGGCAACUGGCUGGAUCUGCCAGAACUGGAGAAGGGUGGGGAGAAGGGUGAGACUGGGGAGGCAGGCAGGCCCAAAGGAGAGCGGGGCCAGCCCUGGGAGCUGGGCCGCAGGUUUGCCCUAACGGCAAACAUCUUUAGGAAGUUCUUGCGUAGCGUGCGGCCUGACCGGGACAGGCUGCUGAAGGAGAAGCCAGGCUGGGUGACCCCCACGGCUUCCGAGCCCCGAGCUGGCCGCUCGCAGAAGGUCAAGAAGCGGAGCCAUUCCAAGGGCUCUGGACACUCCCCCUUCCCAGGCACUGCGGAGCCCAGACGAGGGGAAAAUCCUUCCGCAAGCUGCCCUAAGGCCCUGGAACCCUCACCCUCUGGCUUUGAUAUUAACACAGCUGUUUGGGUCUGAAUCCUAGAAGCAGAAAGUUAACUGGACCCAAAAGGGCCAGGUCUCAAUGCUGGGCCCCUGGGAAGAAGGGCGGGUGGGCGGUAUGGCUUUCAAAAGCCUAACUCCAAGUUCCUUUCCCAGAAAGGAGGGAGAAGAAGCAAGAGUGUCCGCAGAAGGGCUCACGGGCUGUUGUCGGGAGAGGCCAUGGCAGGGGCUGGCUGGUGGGGGAGGUGAACGUUCCUGGACUGACUCUGUGUGUGUGUGUGUGUGUGUGUGUGUGUGUGUGUGUGUGUGUUGCUCACUGUGGGGCUGGAGGUGACAGCAGGGAGGGGACACUGGGAAGAGAGCGGGAAACCUUCUGACAUUCCUUCCCUGUCCCCAAAGACCUCAGUGGAACAGUCUGUAUGGGUUAGGGCACUAGGGCCUCAGAUUCCCCAGAGGCCCCUAGUAAGGACACCAUCUGUAGUGUCCUCAACCUUUUAACUGUUUGCUUCCCUGUCAAGGUGCCGCUCUAGACACAGGUUUUAAACCCCAGCCUCCAGGGAGUGGGAGCCACAGAGAGGCAAAUUCCCACCCCACCCCUUCCUGCUGCCUCUGCGACUUCAGCCCAUACCUGGGUCCUGAGAAAUGGGCUGAAUGAGGAGCAUAUGUAUAAGGAGUACUUGGGGAAGCCCCAGAUGCUCCUCACAUCUUUUCAAAAGCACAGGAGAGGAAAGAUGCUCUUUGUAUAGCACUUUACAUGUUUGGAAGCCUUUUCAUAUCCAUUAUCUCAUUAGUAAGUGGCCAAGUAAGGCAGGUAUUAUCCCCAUUUUCCAGAAGAGGAAGUAAGCCUAGAUAUGCUGCUACCUGCCCAUGAUCAGGCCCCAGGCAGGAGGCAGACCAGUGCAGGGCUGACAAAGGAGAGGCCCAGUGUGUGGGCCCUGGAGCCACACACACUCCUUCCCCAACACCCUGUUUCCAGCCCAGAACUCCACCCAGAACACAGGAACAUGUCAAUACACCAGUGAGGCCAAGGCGAGCCCAGAAGAAAUACGCACUCACUUUAAAGAAGUUCCUAGCUCCAUCCCGCGGCCUCCCCCACGAGGCGCAGCCCUAGGCCUCAGCUUCCUACCUCAGCCAGGACCAACCAGGGCGGAGAGGGAAGGGCCGGGAGCAGCAGCUCAGCCCCCGCGGCACCUAAAGCUUCCUAAAGCCAGGCUGGGCACGUGGCCCGGAGCGAGACGCCGCGCAGAUCCCGGCGCCUCGGCCGCCCCCUGGAAGCUGCCGUCCCGCCCACUCCGGCAGGGAACGCCCACUGGCCGGGAAAAGACAAUGUGGGUCCCUGUUUGGGCCGAGCUGGCCCGCGAGGGCACUCCCUCUCUCCUCCCCUUGCCGCCUCCUGGCUGAUCUCCCCUCUGCCUGAUGGGGGGUGACAGCUGCAAUUAGAGGCAAGAUGCCUUCCUGCCCUCCAAGCAUUAAUAGCAAAUUGGAGAAGGAAAAUAACAAGAAGGCUCUUCCUGCAUCCUGGACCCCCAGGGGGCAAAGAUAGAGCGAGGAGGCUUAGAGUGAGCAGCUCCACAGCUGGAGUUGGGGGUGCUUAGGGUCACUCUCAAAUUCCCACGCAGUCAAAUCAUAGAUGUUUAGUUUUGAGUUGCAGAAGCUGUAAGAGGAAAGGUGCUAAUUUUUUUUUUUUUUUGAGCGUUCACUCUUUGCCAGGCAGUGUGCACAUGUCUUACAGACUCCCAAAUGACCCUAUAAGGUAUUUUCCUCUCAGUAAACCAGUGGAGGCUUGUAGGGGUCAUGCAAGCUGCCCAGAUCAGGCUGCAAGCAAAGAACUAGGAUUUGAAACAGGGUUGUCUGGCUCCCAAACCCCUGUCCUUUCCUCUCCUGCUCUCCCUGGAGUUGGUCAACUGAGCUAGCCCUUUCUAGAGGAGUCUCCCCUGCCCAUCCUCCAUGUCUUCCCACAGAACUCUGAUAUGUCAGUCCUGGGUGAAGGCCCAUUGGCUGUGGCUGCCUUUGGUGGCGGUGAUGUGUGCGUGUGUAGAAUGUGUGUGUGAAGAUUACACUUACUGCUCCACUGAGUCCUGACAGGAGGGAGCCGUGGGCUGCUGGGGGGUGGAGAAGCCAUCCAGCAGUUAUUCAGGACGGCUCCAGCUCCGAGUAGGGAAUGAUUCUACAGGAAACCAAGUCACCUCGUGGCCAUUCAUCUGCGACUCAUCUGUUUUGUGGACCGGUCAUAGCAAUUCAGGCCAACUGAACAAAACGUUAUGAACACCCGCCAAUGCCAGGCAUGGGGAUAGGAACUAAGCACAGAGCAAUGAGAAGGACGGGGUUUCUGACUCAGGGUCCAGUGGGAAGGAAGAAGCAACUCUUAACCCAUCGGUUAGCCAAAAGGGAUUCAAGGGAAUGAAAACUUAUUUUAACUUGGGCCAGAACAAAACAAUUAGGAAGUGACAUUUGCUGCCAACAUAGUUCACAGGUGUCGCCUUUCACCGUCACCUUUGUGUUCUUAUUUCCUCCUCACCACACUCUGGGAGUGGCUGCUGUUACUCUUGUAUUACACAGAGAGGCUCAGAGAAGUUAAGUGACUUGCCCAGGGUCACAGUGGCAGAGCUGGGAUUGAAACCCUUCCAAUUGAUUUCCAGUCUUGUGCUUUUAAACUACCCCACAAAUUGUCCAUUUCUGCCCCAAAGCCAAGUCAAGAGGAACAACAAACCUGUCCUCCCCAUAUCAUCCGGGCCCCUGCGUGGAUAAUACAUGGAAUGCUGACUGUCCGGUGGGGGAAUUUAGCCCCAGUCUUGAAAGAGGUGAUGUAACGCCCCGUCCACUAUGUCAUGCUUUGCUAAUGAAAGAUUAUGGCCGAUUCAUUUUCCACCAUAAUUUUUCCUUUUCCCUCCUGGGCUCCUGCCGCGACAAUAAUGGAGACUGUAUUUUAUUGAAGGUGAGGGAAGAGGUGAAUGGGAAGGCCUGGAGCCUAAGUGAAGCAGGAAAGUGUAGGGGUGGGAAGCCGUGUGUGUGGGGGGAGGUAGUGGAAGUAAGGGCAGAGAAAUUGACAGCUUAAUUCUGCCCCUGGGGCUCAUUUUAUGGUUAAUUAUGACAUGUAAAUAAGCUGGAAGUUCAUUUAAUACCCUCCCUGGCCUGGGGCCCUGCCUCACACCUGGCCCACUUCCCUGGCAGGUACAGGGGUCCCCUGACUGGCCCAGGCAUCUGCUCAGGGCCCCACUUGCUUCUUUGUCGCCCUGUGGCCAGAGUGUGUCUAUAGAUGUCCCUGAGACCGUGAGCAGGAGCUAGAAGAGUCCCUGCUGGGCGUGGCGGGUGGCCUGUAUGGUCUCCCUCUCUUCUCUUUCCAACCCUGAGACCUGGGACCCCUUUUUUCCAAAGGGCGCAGGGCCCCUCUCCCUCAAGUGCUUCCCCUGCACCCCACCCCACAAACCUGCCCUGAGGAAUAGAACCCGGUUCAGCCCUGUCCCCACCACAUCCCACUGUUCCCAAAGCCCUGUGGGGAGAGAGCUCCUCUGUCUUGCCCAAGACACACUAACAUUCCCCACAGUGCCUCCAUAAAGGCAAAAGCACAGCCUGUCUCCAGCUUUCAACCCAUCUCAGGUAACCUCCCACCCAGGGCAUUAGGCACUUCUGCCAGUGCCAUGGCAUGAGCACUGGAUUUGGAGUCAAGACAGGAUUGGAGACCCAGUUCUGUCACUGUGUAAGCUUGAGCAUGUUGCUUGGCCUCUCUGAGCCUCAUCUUUCUCGUCUGUGAAAUAGGGAUAAAGCAGAGCUGCUGUGAGAUUUAAAGGACAUAAUGUACCUAAGAGUGAGGCACACCGCCUAGAACACAGCAGAAGCUCAAUUUAUAUUGGACUGCCUGCCCCUUGCUCCAGGCACUAACCAUGUGACCCCGGGCAAAAAUGCUAAAAAAUAAAAAGUUUUCUCUGAGCCUUGGUCUCCCCUUCUGUUAAAAAAUGUAUACUGGCCCUUAUUACCUCACACAAUUGUAGCCAGGAUCAGAGAAGACAAUAGGUGUGAUCGUGUUCUUGUACAUUGUAAAAAUAUUACUCAGAAGGGCUGUUAUUUGCAAACUGGGAACAAUUUACUUUUCCAUGGAAGGAUGAUAUGCAUAUGUGUGUGUUGGGGGGUGGGGCAUGGAGAGGGCAGCGGCAAGGGCUGAGCU